Molecule: messenger RNA, 1987 nt
Organism: Mucor mucedo
Lineage: Eukaryota; Fungi; Mucoromycota; Mucoromycetes; Mucorales; Mucoraceae
Exons: 3
Coding region: 374-1918 (514 amino acids)
Source: RefSeq, a predicted model, not a curated record
CCACAACCCUUCUCAAUUGAAAAUAUAGUUAGAGAUUUGAGGAAAUCACGCAUUAAAUGUUUGUACAAACAAUUAAUAGGCUUAGUUAAAAACAUGAUACAAACAAAAACAGAGUAGAUUUUUAAAAAGUCCCGGAUCAACGUUUAGGAGUACAAGCGCGCGAGCUCGCAAGCAAGAAAGCAAAGGAAAGAGAGAGAGAGAGGGAGUUGGGCCAUUAAAUUAUAUUGGAAUUUAAGGUGUUGAGGACAUUUUUAAGUGAUUGAAAUAUAAUAAAAAAACUAUGGUGGACUGAAUAGCAAUUUUCUAUUUUAUUUAGUCUCUCUCUCUCUCUCUCUCUUCCUCUUUUUUCCUCAACAAAUCUACGCCCCUAAAAAUGGCUUCUAAAGAUGUCCUAGAUCAGAUUCGUGAUUUACAGUCGUUCAUUGAUGACUUUGCAGCUGAUGCAGGAUCGCCUACGAUGGUUUCACCAGAACAAGCACUAGCAACUCCUUUGACAAGGCACACCAUCUUACAAAAACCGGAUGAAAAGACGGAGUCUGAGGAGCCCACGUUUAUCCAGGAAAAGACGGAAGAGGAACCGAUAGUAGAAGAAAAGACAGCGGAAGAGGAAGUUAUUCCACAAGAAAAGGAAGAGGAAAAGACACUGGUUGAAGCACCUCUUUCAAUUCUCUCUUACAAGCUGAAUUUAUCCGAUGAUUUCUCUUCGUUAUUGACUCAGUUUAAAGAGAUUAAAGUAUCACCUACUUUACCAACACGUACCAUCUUCAGGACCGAGGAUGAAGAAAAGAUUCAGGUAGAAGUGAUGCCACCACCCAUCGAAAACUAUACUUCUCCUACACCUAAAUUCAGCGACUCCUUCUUCUUGAAUGAUCAGCUUCCCAAUACCGGUAGCAGUUCAAAAUCGCAUUCCAGACGCACCUCUAUCUCCAGUAAGAAAUCCCAACGAUCUGCCAAAAGUGCCCGACGCCAAAACGAAAAAAAAUUACAGCACAAGCAACAAUUACAACAAGGGAAGCUCCAUCAACCUCAAAAAUACGUGGAAAGAUCCUAUGAUGAAAUGAUGCGAAUUCCCGAUAUCUAUGAACGUGUAGCCUUUUAUGAAAAGACAUUGGAUUUAUGUCUCAAGGCAGAAUCACCCAUUCCUGCCUGGUGUAAAGCGAACCGAGAAAAAGGAAAACCAGAGCCCAUGUUGGAAGGCUAUGUUCCCCCUGCUCGUUUUGUAUCGCCUGAAGUGCCUCUCUCCGAGAAUACCUUUGGUAGCAUGAGUGGCUCUUUUAGUGGCUCUAUCUCCAUGUUCCUCAAAAAAGCAGGUGGGGCUCAAUCAAGUACACGACGCAUGGACAACAAGUCUUUAUUGGCUUCCAGUAGCAAUUAUUAUACACCUCAUACACCUUCUAAUUAUCACAGCGGCAGUGGAUUAUUUGGUAAAUCACUAAGUAAAUUAAGUCUAUCUCGAUCUACACAGAUACCACGCUAUGAUCAUCAAUUGCAACAGAUACGAACACCUGCUGCAAUUCGACUAACGACUAUGAAUCAACGAGCAUCCUCUCCCACACCACGAAAGAAGAAAUCCAGUGUGGAUGCCAUGAACAAGACAUUAUCACCCUUGUGUACGAACUACGGUAAAGAUGUAUCCUCACCUAUUCGUACCCCUCGAUCCAGUUCCAGUACACCAAGUUCGUUUGGCAGCACUACCACGAUCAAUAGUCAAGGUGAAUUUACCAGUCAAAGUACAGCGUUAAAUUACAUGAUUAAUGUAUUACCACAAAUUGAUUUGGUUUUAUUACAAAACGCUUUGGAUGAAGCUAAGGGGGACCCCAUGGUAGCUAUCUCCAUUGCUGUUAGUCAAAGCAAGUUAGAAAAUCAUCAUCAACAAUCACACAAAAAAGUAUCUUCAAGGCAUUAUAAUAAACGGUAAAAAAGCACACACACACACCUACACACAGAUAAAUUUCCUUUUACAGAAUAUCACCCCUCUUUCUUUCUC